AUGGGGGCUCUAAGCCUUGCAGGAAUCCUAUGUGGAUUCAAGGGAGCCAACGUGCAAAGGGUAUUUUAUAUGGUGUCUGGAAAGGCUGGUGGCACCACGCAGCUCCGGGUCUCUCUCUCAUCUCUGCUUCUCACUCUCUGCCAAAAUCUUCCAUCAGAAUUAGGAAAAGUUGUUUACAACUCAAAGACCUAUGAAUGUGAGCUGUUUUUACAUGGAGGCUGUGAUGGCAAUGGAAACAACUUUUUGAGGAAAGAAACUUGUGAGAAAGCCUGCAAGCACACUUGA
Molecule: messenger RNA, 285 nt
Organism: Diceros bicornis minor
Lineage: Eukaryota; Metazoa; Chordata; Mammalia; Perissodactyla; Rhinocerotidae
Gene: SPINT3
Product: serine peptidase inhibitor, Kunitz type 3
Molecular function (GO): serine-type endopeptidase inhibitor activity
Source: RefSeq, a predicted model, not a curated record